Populus trichocarpa (black cottonwood) is the source of this 1558-nucleotide messenger RNA. Its product is annotated as G-type lectin S-receptor-like serine/threonine-protein kinase SD2-5. NCBI's taxonomy places the organism in Eukaryota, Viridiplantae, Streptophyta, Magnoliopsida, Malpighiales, Salicaceae. The record is from RefSeq and is a predicted model, not a curated record. Gene Ontology annotation, biological process: protein phosphorylation. The coding region runs from base 240 to 1229 and encodes 329 amino acids. The transcript has a single exon. Gene Ontology annotation, molecular function: ATP binding; protein kinase activity.
CUUCGCCACAAGGGAUAACGCCACCAAGCCCUUCCCCACAAGAGAUAACACCAAGGCCUUCUCCAGAAAUAAGGCGUAAAACUCCAAGAAGUUUGGUACCAAUUAUAGCGGGAGUUAUAGGCAGUGUCCUUCUUAUCAUUUUUUUUGUAGUGAUUUUUAUUUUGAGGGCAAGAUGGCGUGGGAAGUCUGAACAAGAUCCACAGGAUGUGGAAGAUGAUCAUAUAAAGCAUGUUCCAGGAAUGCCUGUCAGGUUCUCAUACCAAGAACUAUACGUUGCAACUGAUAAUUUCAACGAGAGACUUGGAAGAGGAGGCUUCGGGUCUGUAUUCAAAGGAAAAUUGGGAGAUGGAACACAAAUUGCUGUGAAGAGGUUGGAGAAACGAGGCCAAGGAAUGAGUGCUUUUUUAGCAGAAGCCGAGGCAAUUGGAAGUCUGCACCAUUUUAACUUGGUGAGGUUGAUUGGAUUUUGCGCAGAGAAAUCCUCUAGGCUUUUGGUUUUUGAGUAUUUGAGCAACGGAUCGUUGGAUAAUUGGAUUUUUACGAAUGUAAAAAAAAAUUUCCUUGAUUGGCAGACCAGGAAGAAGAUUAUACUCGACAUAGCAAAAGGGCUGGCUUAUCUUCACGAAGACUGUCGACAUACCAUAAUACAUCUUGAUGUAAAACCACAGAACAUUCUUUUGGAUUCAAGUUUCCAUGCCAAAAUCGCUGAUUUUGGGUUAUCCAAGCUAAUCAAUAGAGAUAUGAGCCAGGUUCAAAUCUCAAUGAGAGGAACACCGGGAUAUCUUGCUCCAGAAUGGCGUCAACCAUUAGGUCGUAUUACAGUAAAAGUUGACAUAUAUAGCUUCGGAAUUGUCCUCCUUGAAAUAGUUUGUGCACGCAGAAAUGCAGACCAAUCACAACCAGAAUCUGCCUUUCAUUUGCUUACAAUGUUGCAGAAGAAAGCUGAUCAUCAAGAUGGAGUAAUAGACAUUGUGGAAAAUUUGGAUGAAUACACGCGGAGUGAUAGAGAGGAAAUAACGAGGAUGAUAAAGGUUGCUGCUUGGUGUUUGCAAGAUGACCCAGAAAGAAGACCUCUCAUGUCAACAGUUUUAAAAGUGCUGGAAGGUGUUAUGGAGGUAGAUUCAAACAUUAAUUAUCGGUUUUCGCAUGCAAUGAUAUCUUCUCCAGCUGGUAACAACCAUAUUUCUUCAGCAGCACCUCCAGCAUCUGUUCUUUCCAAUCCUAGAUGAUGUAGUUGUAAGACUCUCUCUUCUGGCAGAAGUAAAAUCUAUCAUGCUUCUUAUCACUUCUGCUACUUUUCCAUGCUAUUGUAUGCUAACCACAGCUUUUUUAGCACUUGUCUAGCAAUGUAUUGACAUGUCUCAAGUAGUUUGCCGGUGUACUGGAGUAUAGUCUUCAGAAUUUUCAACGUUUGAUUAUUCAAAGUCGUUGGCUCUUGACUAGGCACUAGGAGAGUUUUUCAGAUGUGUGUGGAUGGAAUGUAUCCUGUAGAAAAUUUGAGAUGGGUUUCACCUGCCUUUCAUUUUUUUGGAAAAAAAGGGGCCUUUGUUUUUUUUAA